Zingiber officinale is the source of this 1754-nucleotide messenger RNA. Its product is annotated as RING-H2 finger protein ATL46-like. Lineage: Eukaryota; Viridiplantae; Streptophyta; Magnoliopsida; Zingiberales; Zingiberaceae. Bases 175 to 1173 code for a protein of 332 amino acids. The transcript has a single exon. The record is from RefSeq and is a predicted model, not a curated record.
UUAUCAUUUGCAGCAGUAACAAACAGGGAGAUGCUGCAUCCACGGCCAUGGAACUUCGGAUCACACCGAAUCUAGCACCAAAAUCUAUUCUUGCUCAAUCUUCUUUUGUCCUCAUCCUCAAUCUCCCAUGGCCUUUAAAUCUUUCUACGAGCCAAGCACGACGCAAUUCCUCCGAUGAGCAGCUCAUCGGGCAGCAAGAUCCGCCCGGCGCUCCUCAUCGUCAUCGUUGUCCUCGCCGUUGCAUUCUUUGUUUCCGGCCUCGUCCACGUCCUCUUUCGGUUCGUCUUCAGGAAGCGCCGCCGCUCUCCUCCGCCUCAGGACGGCGGCGGCGGCGAGUCGUCGGUGCCUGAUCGACGGCUGCAGCAGCUGUUCCACCAGCACGACUCCGGGCUCGACCAGGCCUUCAUCGACGCGCUCCCGGUGUUCCUCUACGCCGACCUCGUUGCGGCCAAGGAGGAGCCUUUCGACUGCGCCGUCUGCCUCUGCGAGUUCGACGCGGCCACCGGCGACGAGCUCCGCCUGCUGCCCGUCUGCGGACACGCCUUCCACCUCGCCUGCAUUGACACGUGGCUGCUCUCCAACUCCACCUGCCCCCUCUGCCGCGGCUCCCUCUUCCCUCAGAGAUCUUCCAUCGAACACAUCGCAUUCAACUUCAGCGACCGAACCCAAGACGACGAGGAGGCCGCCGGAGAGCCCCACGCAUGCGCCGUCGAAGAAACCGCCGCAGUGAAGGCGUUCCCGGUGAGGCUUGGCAAGUUCAGGAACUUGGGAGACGGACACGGAGACACCGAGGGCACCACCCAUGGCGACUCAAGCGGCAGAAUUGUGAUGAAGAAUUGGAGAUUCAAGGAAGGGGAGAGCAGCAGCAACAGCCGUCGCCUCAGCUUGGAUGCGAGGAGGUGCUUCUCGAUGGGGUCGUACCAGUACGUGGUGGCCGACGCCGAGCUCCACGUCGCCUUCAAGAACUGCUGCUCUUCCGCUAACAGGGGAAGGGAAGUGAUCGGCGCCGACGAGGCCGCAGAGGGGAAGCGACUCGGCGUCGGCUGCCGGCGGGAGAGCUUCUCCGUGUCAAAGAUCUGGUUAUGGAGUAACAAUAAAGAAAAGACGCUUUAUUCCAACACGUCCGAUCUCGAAGCAAGCUCGCCAUGGAAGAAGAUAAAAGCGAAUUGGUGAUGCUGGUGACAAUUCUUCUUCUCAACACAAAUUUUGCCACCGAUUAUUCUCAUGGAUUAGUUUUUUUCAAUGGCUGAAUCCUCUGCAUGGAAAGCUCUUCAAACAUGCUUCCAUGCAUACAGCAAAAUGAUGAAAUAAAUAUACUUUCUACCUUUACCUAUCAAUUUUCUUGUUCCUGCAAGAGGGUUAGAACAGAACUUGGAGAGUUUCAGAGAAUGAUGAGUGGAAUUCCUUGGUUACCAGAAAGACAACUCUCCAUUUUCUCAUGCACAUGCUGCUUAGAUGUUAGAACUAUUCUCCAUGUUAGGCGAAUUCGUAGUCUACUGUUUUGGCAUCAAUAUUUAUUUCUGGGGUUUGGUUUCAAGUGGUUGAGUCCUCUGCGUGGGCCCAUGUUAUUGUGCUGUCACACUUGUGCCAAACUUGAUAGUGGCCACUGCUCGAGCCAAAAUGUGUUCUGGAGAUUCAGCUUUCUUUUAUGUUUGCAUCUGUCUUCUAGUGAUCAGUGAAGUCCUUUGUCACACAAUUGAUUCCAGCAAAGAACUCAUUUGUAGCCAUUUGCAUCCUUGUGAGGGUGACUGAUU